Molecule: messenger RNA, 3218 nt
Organism: Sturnus vulgaris (Common starling)
Lineage: Eukaryota; Metazoa; Chordata; Aves; Passeriformes; Sturnidae
Gene: DYNC1I2
Product: dynein cytoplasmic 1 intermediate chain 2
Biological process (GO): transport along microtubule
Cellular component (GO): cytoplasmic dynein complex
Molecular function (GO): dynein heavy chain binding; dynein light chain binding
Source: RefSeq, a predicted model, not a curated record
CCCGCGUUAACUCCUUUCCGAUUGCCGGCCCUGACGGUGUGGUCGAGUGGGGCAUUAGGUGUUUUGCUGCACAGAUCUCUGUGUCCUUCCGCAGUUCCCGUAGGCUUCUGCGCAUCCCGCAACGCAUUUGGAGCUGGUUUGACCCUCGGCGCCUGCCGUCGGAAGCCGCCUGCCAGCUGUCGGCGCCUUUGUGCGGCGGAGGAAGGGGAGCGGGGCCGAGGGCGGCGGGCGCAGGGCAGGAGCAGCGGGCAGGAGCCGCGGACAGUGUUUCAGCCAUGUCUGACAAAAGUGAGCUGAAGGCGGAGUUGGAGCGCAAGAAGCAACGAUUAGCUCAAAUCAGAGAGGAGAAGAAGAGAAAGGAGGAAGAAAGAAAAAAGAAAGAAACUGACCAGAAGAAAGAAGUUCUUCCAGUACAAGAAGAAUCUGAUCUUGAAAAGAAGAGAAGAGAAGCUGAAGCAUUACUUCAGAGCAUGGGGUUGACACCUGAGUCUCCUGUUGUCCCUCCUCCUACCUCUCCGUCUUCCAAAUCUGUGAGUACGCCAAGCGAGGCUGGGAGCCAGGACUCCGGGGAUGGUGCUGUUGGAUCUAGACGUGGACCUGUUAAACUCGGAAUGGCCAAAAUUACACAAGUUGACUUUCCUCCUCGAGAAAUUGUUACCUACACAAAGGAGACACAAACACCUGUUAUGACUCAGCCCAAGGAAGAUGAGGAGGAGGAAGAUGAUGUGGUUGCACCAAAACCAUUAGUGGAACCUGAGGAAGAAAAAACAUUAAAAAAAGAGGAAGAGGAAGAAGCUGCACCUCAUGAACUCACAGAGGAGGAAAAGCAACAAAUUUUGCAUUCUGAAGAAUUUUUAAGUUUUUUUGACCACUCCACAAGGAUUGUUGAAAGAGCCCUUUCUGAACAAAUCAACAUUUUCUUUGACUACAGUGGAAGAGAUUUAGAGGACAAAGAAGGAGAGAUUCAAGCGGGAGCAAAACUGUCCUUAAAUAGGCAGUUUUUUGAUGAACGUUGGUCAAAGCAUCGUGUUGUCAGUUGUCUGGACUGGUCAUCUCAGUAUCCAGAAUUACUUGUAGCCUCUUACAACAACAAUGAGGAUGCGCCUCACGAGCCUGAUGGGGUGGCCCUUGUAUGGAAUAUGAAGUACAAGAAAACUACCCCAGAGUAUGUCUUUCACUGCCAGUCUGCAGUGAUGUCAGCUACAUUUGCAAAAUUUCAUCCCAAUCUGGUGGUUGGUGGCACAUACUCGGGCCAGAUAGUGCUGUGGGAUAAUCGCAGCAAUAAGAGAACCCCGGUGCAGAGAACGCCACUUUCAGCUGCUGCUCACACGCACCCAGUGUACUGUGUAAAUGUUGUUGGGACCCAGAAUGCUCAUAAUUUGAUUAGUAUCUCAACUGAUGGGAAAAUAUGCUCUUGGAGUCUGGAUAUGCUUUCCCAACCACAGGAUAGCAUGGAGCUGGUUCACAAACAGUCCAAGGCUGUGGCUGUUACCUGCAUGUCUUUCCCUAUUGGAGAUGUCAACAACUUUGUUGUUGGCAGUGAAGAGGGCUCAGUCUACACUGCAUGCCGUCAUGGCAGCAAAGCUGGAAUCAGUGAGAUGUUUGAAGGACACCAGGGACCAAUCACAGGUAUCAACUGCCAUGCAGCAGUUGGACCUGUAGACUUCUCACAUCUUUUUGUCACCUCUUCUUUUGACUGGACAGUAAAGCUUUGGACAACGAAGAAUAACAAACCUCUCUACUCCUUUGAAGACAAUUCGGAUUAUGUUUAUGAUGUGAUGUGGUCUCCAACUCACCCUGCCUUGUUUGCCUGUGUGGAUGGGAUGGGCAGGCUUGACCUGUGGAAUCUCAACAAUGAUACUGAGGUGCCCACUGCAAGCAUCACCGUGGAGGGCAAUCCUGCUCUGAACCGUGUGAGAUGGACACAUUCUGGGAGAGAGAUUGCUGUAGGUGACUCAGAGGGACAAAUAGUUAUAUAUGACGUGGGAGAGCAAAUCGCCGUUCCUCGCGGGGAUGAGUGGACUCGGUUUGGCCGAACGCUGGCAGAAAUCAACGCCAACAGAGCUGACGCGGAGGAGGAGGCUGCGACCCGCAUCCCGGCAUAGAGCCCUCAAAAACAGCCUCCAGGGCUGCACUGGCAGUGACUGGAUGCAAAUCCUACGUGUCAGUUCUAAUCAUAGCUUAGGGGACGAAUAUAUGGAUUCAACAAUGGACUUUGAAAUGUAUUAAGAUCACUGAAAAUUAGAUCUUGCAUUGUUAAGUUUUAUAUAUAAAUUACAAGCACAUUCUUUUGUGUAACUUUUAAUACAGUUAACUUUGACUUUGCAAGGAUCUUUUGCUGAAACACUAACCUGGUAUGAAUUUGCUACUUGGCUUCUGUAAAGUCCAAUCUGAAAGAGUAUCUUUCUGAAAAGUAAAAGUUCUGCUCCUAAAACUUUCUGUGUUACAGACUAACCUUCACUAGGUAGUAAAUCUCUGAAGCAUUCUUUAAUUUGAAUUCUUCAAAUUACCCAUGAUAUGCAUGCAUAUGUUCCAAGUUUCAUUGUUUAUAUAUAGAUAAGCCUCAGAUUCUGGUAGUGGGUAAUAUAUGUGAAUAAAAAUUUGUCUGUAGUUACAAACUUACAUGAUAAUCAGACCUGAAUUAAUGAAAUACAUAUUUAAUACCAAUUUCCUUUUGUUUGAAUUGGUGCAUUGAACGGUGAGACGGAUUCACAAAUAAAUACUAUACAAGCACUUGUCAGCUGCCCUGACCUAUAAUCUGUGUCCCUGCAGUAAUUUAAAGUUUCUGGGAGCUGAUCCUUUUGUUUUACUGUACACAUCACAGGCUUGUUUUCUACCCCCAGCCACCCCUUACUGCCAUGGCAAUUGGCCAAUAGAAAAAAGGCUUCGGUUAUCAAAUGUUUCUCUUUCAAAUGGUAAGGAACUAGAUUUUAACUUAAUUCUUAUAGCAUGAAGAGUUUCAUUCUGUUAACUACAGACUUGCUACUAAUUUUAUGCACUAAGUUAAAGAUUUUAUUGUUCUUGAUUUUUAACAUUUUUAUUGAAACAAAACUUCUUGAUGGCUUGAAACAGAACGGUUGGAAUUUCUUUUAAAGGUUACUUUUUUUUGUUUCUUAGCACAUUAUGAAGUUUUCUAUUAAGACAAAUUACAAGGGGGCUGUUUCUUUUUGGUUUUUUUUUGUAAUAAAUACUGUGAGUUUUACUAAUUAGGCACUAAA